This is a messenger RNA of Suillus fuscotomentosus, 934 nucleotides long. RefSeq lists its product as uncharacterized. Bases 149 to 934 code for a protein of 261 amino acids. NCBI's taxonomy places the organism in Eukaryota, Fungi, Basidiomycota, Agaricomycetes, Boletales, Suillaceae. The transcript is spliced from 13 exons. The record is from RefSeq and is a predicted model, not a curated record.
AUGACCUAUGCCUCAAAUGAUCCCACUUGGUGGCCGACUAUCAAUGCAUCUCGUGUUCAAAGCUAUUUUGUAGUCGCCGCCUUUGUUGCAGUGAUCGCUCACAUUUGGACAAGAGGUGGAAUUGGUAUGGAGACAACGAUGGUCCUUAAUGACGGUUAUGUAUCUCGGUGCGCGUUACCUUGGAAUCUUAUUUGCUGUCCUGCACGUGCUGAGCAGUAUUCCGACCAUCUGGCUGACAGAUACAGUGAGCUGGAUUAUGUACACCGUAUGGAAUUGGACUAAUAUUGUGAUAUUUGCGAUGCUGUGGGUCAUCAUCAUCGCUCGGUUGCAUGCGAUGUAUCAAGGAUCCAGAAAGACCCAGAUAUUUCUUACUGUCACCUUUCUGGCUAUCAACACUUUCGAUGCAGUGGCCCUCAUAAUGAUUACGAUGAAUUCUUCAGGGGAAGAACUCAUUCUCUCCGGCACUUAUCAGUGCCAGAUUAACUAUGCGAAAGAUAUCAAAUUUAUAAUUUCCAUUGCUUGGAUACUCACCACCGUGUGGGAGGGCAUCACGCUAUGUCUCGCAGUCUGGAUUGUGGUAAAACACUUUCGUGAAUUGCAACAACAUUCGGCAGGAGGGAUUAUCGAGGACUGUUUCACGGUGUUGAUGAAAACUCACGUGGUUUACUUCGCGAGCCUUGUUGCUGUUUCUUGUCUCCAUCUCAUUCUUGAUUUCUAUCCAAGAUUCUGGACGGCCGAUUCCCUGGAUGCUCAGAUUAUUUAUGGGUGUGUUCAGAUUUUUGAAGUCGUGCAGAUGUUUGUGUUGGGACCGCGCCUGAUCCUUGGUGUUCGAGAAUAUCAUGCUAAGCUCGUGGCCGAUUCUGACGUAGCAACUGGUAUGACCUCAGUCGCUUUCCAGGAGCGCGUGGAAAUAUCAACUGGCAGUGGUGUGUGA